Messenger RNA from Otolemur garnettii (small-eared galago), 1182 nucleotides. RefSeq names its product jagunal homolog 1 (gene JAGN1). Gene Ontology annotation, biological process: granulocyte colony-stimulating factor signaling pathway; vesicle-mediated transport; endoplasmic reticulum organization. Gene Ontology annotation, cellular component: endoplasmic reticulum membrane. The coding region runs from base 131 to 682 and encodes 183 amino acids. The record is from RefSeq and is a predicted model, not a curated record. The transcript has 2 exons. NCBI's taxonomy places the organism in Eukaryota, Metazoa, Chordata, Mammalia, Primates, Galagidae.
GUGCUCUCCAGGGCGCCGCGCGGCGCUGGUGUCAGAGCUGUGGCCGCGCGAAUAGGGCUCCUCGGAGGUUUGGCGCUGUUGUAGCCGUAGCGAGACCUGGUGAGGGGCCCGGGGGCUCUGGGCGCUUAGAAUGGCAUCUCGGGCAGGCCCGCGGGCGGCUGGCACCGACGGCAGCGACUUUCAGCACCGGGAGCGCGUCGCCAAGCACUACCAGAUGAGUGUGACCCUCAAGUAUGAAAUCAAGAAGCUGAUCUACGUACAUCUGGUCAUAUGGCUGCUGCUGGUUGCCAAGAUGAGUGUGGGACACCUGAGGCUCUUGUCGCAUGAUCAGGUGGCCAUGCCUUAUCAGUGGGAGUACCCGUAUUUGCUGAGCAUUUUGCCUUCUUUCUUCGGCCUUCUCUCCUUCCCCCGCAACAACAUUAGCUACCUGGUGCUUUCUAUGAUCAGCAUGGGGCUCUUUUCCAUCGCUCCUCUCAUUUAUGGCAGCAUGGAGAUGUUCCCUGCUGCACAGCAACUCUACCGCCAUGGCAAGGCCUACCGCUUCCUUUUUGGGUUUUCUGCUGUCUCCGUCAUGUACCUGGUGUUGGUAUUGGCAGUCCAAGUGCAUGCCUGGCAAUUAUACUACAGCAAGAAGCUUCUAGACUCUUGGUUCACCAGCACACAGGAGAAGAAGCGUAAAUGAAGCAUAAAUGAAGCCUGAUGAACUGCUCUGUGGGGUGAAGCCUGGGAUUCCCUUUGAAUGAAGGGACAGGGAUAGACAGGCUGUUCACAAAUCUCCUCUGGUAAUUUUAGCAGCUAUAAUGCAGACCAGGCCAGAUUUCUGCAAAACCCCUCCUCCUGUCAUCUGAGGUGGCAAAACUGCAUUUAAUUUAUCCCUGGUUGACUAGAAUUGGAAGACCAACAGCUGUGAAACAAACUCCAGCUUGUUCAAAUUGCGGCCUUUCUGGGUUUUUCUUUAAGACUCACCUCAUUGUUGCCUCCUCUUGGUCAUUCUCUCCACUUCCAUCUAUCACUUCUUAGCCAUUGAGACUAAAGAAAAUAGGGAAUAAAACAAAUUCUAUUUCAACCUAUAUGUCAUGGGUCAGGAAACAUUUGGAAAACUGCUCUCCCUGCAGACUGUGGUCUCUCCUGCAAAGCAUUUUAAUUCAAAAGAACCCUCAAUAAAGUUAAGACUGCCUUGUC